CCGACAGGGACAGCCCGAUUUCCUUUAUGCUCCAAGAUGAUAUAGGACGCCCAGUUUGGCAUUCAAUUUAGUAGCCAGCCCCUCUCCCCUCGCCGGUGUAUAGCCAUACAGCGGCCACGAUCGACAGGCCUCUAGAUUACCGGAAUACCCCAGCCUCUGUGGCAGCACUGAACGCCUGUUACGACACGCACGACAAUUCAACAAUAUACCCUACGCAGUAGAGUGGAAGGCAUCACUAGUCAAGUUCUAAAUCGAACCGCCCUUCCCCCUUGCCGUCGAUCAUCGCUCCAGUCUUUGUGCAGUGUCCCCCUUUCGCCACUCUGCCACAGAGAUUCUUAACCUGAUACCCCCCUCGACCACCUCCUGUGGCUUUGUCGUAUUUUACGCUUGCUCUGGGCCCGAUUGCCUCUCGGAUCAUACGACGCGUGCCACAUCCUUUGUGUCCCGGCUUUGGUAUCUCGCCUGGCAUAUAUAAGCCCGACUGGCGAAAGGUUGUAUACCCUCCGUCCUCCCAGACACCGCUGUACUUCUUCACGACCUUACCGUCGCCGUUGUCCCUGUCGACUACAUGGGACCGUACCGCCGUUCGAAUCACGGAACACAAGUCACAGCAAACACCAUGGUCCCCGUCCGCUACAUUUCCACCAUCGAAUACUCGCCCACCUUCGGGCUCACUGGUACUGACUUCAGAGCGCGCGUUCACUACUGCCCGCCCGCGGGAAGCGCGAAGGAAGUCUGUCUGCGGCUCGUAUUCGGCACCAAGCCUGUUAAGACGGACUUGAUGCAGAUAGAAGGCAGCAUCUUCGAUCUGACCGCUAAAGUUCCGGAUCAGCCAUGCCCCAUGGGACGAGUAAUCCUGCUCGUGCAGUCCGUCACCAAGAAGAAAGAAGUACUCGAGACGGCUGUGCUGGGAAGCUUCACUUAUAACGAACAUGGCGUACAUGCCACUUCAUUAGGUGCCAGUGCGCCCGAGGAGCAGCGUUAUUCGGGCGGAAAUGCGCCUACAACGAACAAUGCCACACGCAAUUCUUCUCCCGCGUCGGAUAGGUCAUCCUCCAGUCGACGGACCCGUACCCGCCGAGUGCGUUCCAAGUCGUCGCCUGCUACCGCUGCGAAAAUGCAAGCCCUUGUGCGCACCCGCGUGUCCGCCGCCCCCCCAUCUUAUGGCGGUUGCAUCGCCAAGAAGGCUGUCAUCGAGGUAUUGACGCCUCUCGAUGCCAUGGCGGAGGACUGGAGGGAGUCCGAGAAGCAAGUCGGACGUCGUCUCAUCCGCUUCCACGUCCAGCGACGGGAGCACAUCUUGAAGGUGUCGUGCGAGAAGAUCGAGCAGGCCGAGUAUGACGAACGGGAUACCGUCGUCUCCUGCAUCUAUCGCACCGAGAGCGGCGUAUGCUACAUCACCUCCGUCGACAUCAUUUACCUGCUCGAGCGGAUCGUCGGUACUGUCUUCAAGGUCGAGGAGAAGAAUCGCAUCAGGAGGAAUCUGGAGGGGCUGAAGCCUAUCACCACGGGUAAAGGCAAGAAGUGGUGCGGGGAUUUCUUCCAGAAGAUCAUGGAUUUCCCCAACCCGAAGCCGAGGACCAUCGAGAAGGAUCUUAAGGUGUUCGAGUGGCGAGUCCUUCGUCAGGCGCUCGAGAAGAUCAUCUCCAGAUACUCACUGUACACGAGUGCCACGGACCACAGUGCCCCCCAGACGUAUGGCACAGACACACGUGCAAGCGGUAGUCCGGAGUUUGAGUCGGAGCCGCUGGGAGACUUGGUAUACCCCCAAUCGCUGGAUACCAUGGGCAUACCGCCCUCUGUUAUCACUGCUCUCACACCUCCCCGGAGCCAUUCUCUUUCGCCUGCGUUCGCCCCGGAUGUAGCCAUGGCGGACAGAGAGAGCUCCGGUUCGUCAGGCUCAUCACCCAUGCUCAGCAGUUCUCCGCUGUAUCAGGCGACAGCGGGCGCGACCGUCGGUGGAUGGGCUACCGAGCCGAGCAUGCAUGGCUACAACAUUGUGCAUCCCGGUCUGUAUGUCCCAGCGCCCUUCGCCGACGAAGCUUACUCCGCGAAUGCCGGGAUCAUUGAUGACUUCACGACCCAUACUACCUUUGAUUAUAGAAUGCCCUAUGCCGUUCCGACAUCGCAGUAUUAUAUGUAGCUGUCUUCUCUGGUAUAUUCGACGAUCUCUUUCCUGGACUAGCAUGUUUUUGCGUGUAGUUAUACGUAUUGUACAGACCUUCGUUGUCUGGAUUGUAUCGAUACCUUUUCGUAUUACCUCGCGCGUAGCAGGAUCAUCUUCACUUUAUUCGUCUACUAGCCUAUGAAAUUCAGUGAUCUAUCAUGAACG
Gloeophyllum trabeum ATCC 11539 is the source of this 2332-nucleotide messenger RNA. RefSeq lists its product as uncharacterized. The transcript is spliced from 5 exons. NCBI's taxonomy places the organism in Eukaryota, Fungi, Basidiomycota, Agaricomycetes, Gloeophyllales, Gloeophyllaceae. Gene Ontology annotation, cellular component: nucleus. The record is from RefSeq and is a predicted model, not a curated record. The coding region runs from base 569 to 2143 and encodes 524 amino acids.